Molecule: messenger RNA, 2259 nt
Organism: Ylistrum balloti
Lineage: Eukaryota; Metazoa; Mollusca; Bivalvia; Pectinida; Pectinidae
Product: centromere protein I-like
Exons: 18
Coding region: 1-2259 (752 amino acids)
Cellular component (GO): kinetochore
Source: RefSeq, a predicted model, not a curated record
AUGGACAGCGCGAAAAAUAAACAGAAGAAGACAUCAAGCAGAAAAAGACGAAGUUCAUCCAAUGGUCUUGACAGUGCUGUCCAUUAUUUCAAAAAUGUUAAAGAACGUGUCAAGACUAAAAACAACAUCCACCUACAGAUGUCGCUGGAGCUCUUGGAGGAGACAUCCAAGACCAAAGGUUUGCCUGCGGAGUACAUGACAGAUCUUGUUGAUGCUGCAGCCAAUGGCUAUCUUAGUGAGACUAUAAGUGUUCGACUGAUUCGUUCACUGACUCCUUCCACAGUGGUACCAGAACAGGCUGUGAUAAAUGCUAUUUCACAUAUGUGUACCAACAAACCAUCCAUUAAGAUUCAGACAUUUUUCCUGCGAUGGAUUUUAGUGGUGUAUGACUACAUUGAUAAGAAAGAAAACCUGCACAAGCUGUAUGGUAUAAUUUUCUACUUCCUAGAAAACCAGACAAUGAUGCCGUAUGUUUGUCACCUUCUUUACCUGUUAACACAAAAAGAAGAUGUUCGACUGUUUCGAGUACGUCGUCUUCUUAUGAUUCAGAACAAAAUGGGAGCACAACCAUACUUGACUGGACUUCUGGCAAUCUACCAACUCUACUACCCAAACAUGAUGUCUGUUGUGAUGCCCAAGAGGUCUCGACUUUUCUUUCCCUCACGAGACAAACAGUGGGAGAUGUUGAUAAGAAAGGUCCAGGAGAAUAACGAACCAGUCCAUUGUGAAUCCAGUCUGGCCCUUAGUCACCUCAAGUCUAUUGAGAACAGCAGACAAACACCCAGAACCAAGAGGCGUAAAACAGACCCUGUACCUACAAUCCACUCAGACACGUCAAGGGAAACAAACGUACCAAAAGAGGAGAUACUAACAGCAAUGGAACAGACCAAGGUUCCCUUUGUGCAGAUUACUGACUUCAAGUGUAUUCUGGAAAAUGUUGAUCGCAUAGAGUUUCCAAGUCAGAUAGGAUCAGUCCUGAGGAGCCAGCUUGGUCAACAUAUGAUGUCAUACACUCGGGACCAAACAGCCACUACACGAUUCUCCUACUGGUUACAGGCCACUCUCACAAAUGAAAUUCUAGAUAACAGCUGGAAUGUUGGUGACACAGAAAUCACAAAAGCCUUACUGGUCAAACUGAUAGAUUUCACAGACUUCCUUCAAGAAGGCCUUCCCGCUGUAGAUCACUUUCUGUCAAGAUUCCUUAGUACAUGGAAUGGUCUGGACUUCCGAUCAGAAAUCCUCCAGCUUGUAGCCAGGUGUCGGAUUUGUACAUUUGGAGAAUUAAACGAUAAUAUACUUGAACCUUUGAGAAAGCUGUUCUGCUGUUCUUCAGUGUAUUUUAAGUGUCAAGUUGUUCAUUGUCUAACACUGCUGGUACGAAACUUUGCGGCCAAUGAAUGGCCUAGAUACAUGGACUGGGUACAGAAAAAACAGGAACAUGCUAAGUCUGGCAAGGAAGGAGAGCCAUCUUGUCACUACAUGCUGUUCCAGGAGGACCGUGAAGAAUGUGACCCACAGAGAACUAUUACAGAUCUGAUAGACUAUGUAACUCAGCUGUGUGUUACAGGUCUUAGACUUGACGAUAAUCAUAACCUCCUUCUAUUCUGUGCACUCAACUUCUUUGAGGAGGUGUCCUGCCUGGAGACAAACUACCAUUUGCCAUUUGUCCACCUAAGCCCACUCAUGUCCUCAGCCCUAGUGGUGCUCUUCACAUGUUUAAAUGGCAUGGGAAUAUCCAGUUUCUGUUCAAUAUUGUGCAACUACAGAAAAUCAGUGACAUCAGUGAAGGAACGCCGGAUUGCUGGAGAGCUGUUUGAGACUGACACGAUCAGUUGUGUGCCCCAACUGAAUGCCCUCAUCCUGGAUACCGGGGAUGCCCUUUGGAAAGGCAACGUGUCCAACAUGAACAGGAGCAGCAAAUAUUUUGAUUUUGACCCAAGAGACAUUCACCCGUCACUUCCUGUGGUGGAUAACAAAUUUGUAUUGUACAUGCACCCCGGCCUGAUGGGCUUCACACUACGCUUUCUCACCCAGACCCAAUCAGAGGAAAAUCUAGGUCACCCAAAGGGAAUUAAGCUUGUCAAGAGAGUAUACCUGGAGUUCCUUGACAGAGAGAAUAUGUAUGGACCAAAGGACUUUGUCACAACUUUCAUUACACCUAAACGUCAGUCCUCCAACACCACACAACAGCCAAGCAUGGUCCAAAGUGUCACUUUGGGCACCAAAGCUACUAGUACAGAUGGUGUAGUUGUCAGCUGA